Molecule: messenger RNA, 1370 nt
Organism: Bemisia tabaci
Lineage: Eukaryota; Metazoa; Arthropoda; Insecta; Hemiptera; Aleyrodidae
Molecular function (GO): sequence-specific DNA binding
Source: RefSeq, a predicted model, not a curated record
AUCGAACCAGUGCGUCCGUACUUCUCACUCCACACUAGCGCCUGUUACAGUCUAUAUUCUUUAUUAUUUAUGCAAUUCUCAUUAAUCUAACGUGUAAAAAAUAAGAAAAUAAAAAGGACAGUUUUAAAACGCUCGUGAUAAGCAUACCGGAAAAUAGCAACUCCAGCGCUACUACUUCCGAGGCUCUCUUUUCUUUCAUGACGUGAUUCAAAAUGCCGCACUGUUCUGUUCCUGGUUGUCAUGAAACCUCAGGGAAGAACGAAACUAGAGAGCGCAACAUCUUUUUUCACCGAUUCCCGAAUCCUGAGAAAUCGCCUGAGAGACUCCAGCUCUGGGUUGACUACUGCUGCAGAGAUAGAUUUAGACCUUCAAAUAACGCCAGAGUAUGCUCAAAACAUUUCGAGGACAGCAAUUUCGACACGUCUCAGCUCUUGAAAAUCAGGUUAAUGCCACAUGCUAACUUUCAAGGACCAAAACUUAGGCCCGGCUCAUUUCCUUCCGUCCCUCCUGAAGUUUGGAGCGCUCCUUCAUCGGACGAACCUUACUGUUAUAGCCAAACGCCCACAGAAGAGGAGAGGAAAGAAUUAGUCAAUCAGUUGUUGGGUGAAUCAAGCAACUCUCCUACAUAUGAUAAUACUCAUUUACAACACCAUGAACCAGAUGACUUGGAUCAGGAGGACACACACUCAAUCAGUUCUCAUGAAUAUCAAGAUGACUCAUAUGCGUUACCUGCAUCUCAUUUUGUUAGGAUUGAACUAAUGACAGAAGAGCCUGAUCCUGUUGAAAGUAAACCAUCAUCAGAAGAAUUUAAUCCCAUUAAUGUUGCACUGGUUUUGGAUGAGGCUGAUGAUAGUUCUGAUGGUGAUAAUACUAAAUCAAUACAGUGUGAGCUGGGGAAGGAGAUCAUUAGGAAAUUACCAAAUUCAAGGUGUUGCACCCCAGAGCCAGAAGUAAGCACAACUACACCCGAGCUUAAGGACAGAAAUCAAAAGAGAAAGGCUAUUUUUCAACUUUUCUCUGAUUCCAACAAGACAUCCACAAAACGCCCGGCCACCACUCCUGCUCGGCGCCCUGGCUUGAGAUCGCAGAGGAAUAAAACUUCUAAAACUGGUCUUUCUAGAUGAUAUCUGACAAUAAGUUUGCGUUUUCUCUGCUCAUCUUUAUAAAUUAGUUGAUUUAAAUAGCAAUUGUUCCUAAUUUUUAUUUCGAACAGACAAUUUGAUGGUUGCGUUUCAAAAUAUUCAUUUUGUAAAAAAAAAAAAAAAAAAAAAACAAGAAACAAUGUUCAGAACAUAUCGGUUCUGUUUGGCUGUGAAAAUGUGAAUCUCAUUAGGUAAAUAAUUUUGUAAAAUAAAAAAUUUAAAAGAGCA